CUCAAAGCUGUCAAAACAUAAACCCGAGCCAAGCGAGCAUAAAGUUUUGUGUUCGUGUGUUGUGAAAUUGUGGCAAUUAGAAAGUUUUUCUGUUUAUUGUAAUUUUCUUCGCAAAUUUUGGGCUUUUUUGAGCUGGAAAUUGUAAUGUCAAUCGUGCGAAAAGUGCCGUGAACUGUGGAAUCACAUAACGCAAUGGAUUACGUGUACAUGAGUGGCGAUCCGGUCAACCGAGCCGAGGACAUCAUUACCCUGACGAUGUACGACAACGGUCCACCGGCGGGAGACUACCCGGAAGGGGACUAUGGACCGUUCAACAUUGGAUUCGGCGAGCCGGAGUACAUGGAACACGGGAUGGUGCUGGCCGAUGGAGGGGAUCGCUUCGGGGUGUCGACGGUUUCGUUCGACACGCAGGAGGAGUUGAUCUGGAUGGGGAACCAGGGCGGACAUGUGACGUCCUACUACGGGGGGACGAUGCAGAAGUACACAUCCUUCCAGGUGCACGCCAAUGAGAUCGUCCGGCAGAUCCAUACGAUCGACGCGGGAAUACUGGCUUUGACCAGCACGACGCUACGGCACCAGAUUCGGAGGGGAAUUCCCAAAUUCACGUUCCGGUCGGAGAAGAUGGUCGAUAUGGUGUGCAUGGUGGAACAUCAGCCUAAUCGGCUUUUGAUGGGAGGUCAUCAAACCGAGUUGAUAGAUUUUGAUAUGGCCACUUAUCAGGAGGUGGGAAGUGUUCCUGCCGGACAAAAUGGGUGCGCCAUUUUGCGGAAUCAUUCUCGCUACCUCUGUGAAGGGGAUCCUUUUGGUACGAUUCUACUUCGAGAUCCCAACAGCUUGUCGAUUGAACACGAACUAACAACCCACGCUGGAAGUCUGUCGGACUUUGAUGUACAAGGAAAUUACUUGGUUUCUUGUGGUUAUAGCGGAAGACAAGGGAACCUGGUAAUAGAUCGCUUCUUGAUGGUUCACGACAUGAGAAUGUUGAGAUUAGUGUCGCCAAUUCAGGUGUUAGUUGAGCCUCAAUUAUUGAAAUUCCUUCCAUCUCCUUGCUCUCGCUUGGCAGUGGUGUCACCGCUAGGACAACUCCAGUUGGUUGAUACCGUAGAACUCAGCGAACCUCGUGUUCAAAUGUUCCAGAUCAAUACGACCGGAUCUCAGUGUCUCACCUUCGACAUUUGCUCUUCAAAUCAAGCGAUGGCAUUCGGGGAUCAAUCCGGACACAUUAACCUUAUUGCCGCUGUCAAAAUCAAUACUCCCUCACUUCAGUUCAAUCCUUACUCAAGAGAAACGGAAUUCGCCGAUACCGUCGAGCCACUACCGAUGAUCUCGAUCACCGAUAAGAACUUUCCUCUGUCAUCGAUUCUUCUUCCACCGCUUACGACCGGCGAUCGUUGGCUUAGUGAUUGGCCAGCUUUUAUGAACACCUACGACUACCUCAAACCGAAGCCAAUUCGUCCGGAAAUCACCGCCACCAUGAAAAUGCAAGGCCCGAUUGGAUACGCCCCUAAUCCGAAGACCUCCUUACGCAAUCAAAUUCCCUACAUAAUGGACAAAAACUCAUCGUCAAGCCAGUGCUCCACUCCGGUCAGCAGCUCGCAGAAGGGAACCGGAGAGCAAGGAUUGAAGCUUGUCCCCCGCCGUUAUCGCAAGGUCGAGGUCAAAUACAGCAAACUGGGCGUCCAGGACUUCGACUUCGAACAGUACAACCAGACAGGAUUCGUCGGAUUGGAAGCUAACCUCCCGAAUGCGUAUUGUAACGCAAUGCUACAGGCCCUCUACUUCAUUGUCCCACUCCGUAAGGCCAUCCUAUCCCACUGCUGUUCAAAAGAAUUCUGCCUGGCCUGUGAGCUUGGUUUUCUGUUUCACAUGCUGGACGUCGGAACAUGCAGCCAGCCCUGCCAGGCGAGCAACUUUCUCCGCUCGUUUCGAACCGUCCCGGAGGCGGCGGCCCUCGGGUUGAUCCUUUCCUCCGAUCGGAGCAACAAUGCCAGCAUCAAUCUGGUCAGUCUGAUCCAGAACUGGAACCGAUUCAUCCUGCACCAGAUCCACUACGAACUGCUGGAGGCGAUCAAGAAGAACGAGAACAUGAUGCCGGUCAGUGAACCGCUGGUCGGAGUGGGCCGGCGGAUGCAAUUGUCGGCUUCACCGCGACCAUUUAUCCCGGGGGCCGAAAUGCACGUGCAAGCCCCGGAGGAUUACCAUCAGGAGGCGUUGGAUAACGAGGUGCAGCAGUACGGAUCCAACAAUGAGAAGUUCCAGUUCUUGGAAGCUAGCAGCGAUUACGACACGACGCUGAUCCCGGAAUGUGAACCAUAUCCGGAUCCGGCAGAGCAAAUGCCACCAUCCAGCAAAAACUACAACAAGGACGAAACGGAAAUCAGCCGUCUGUUUGGAACGCAGCAGAAGACAACCCAACGCUGCCUGAAGUGCAACGCCGAACGAGUCAAGAACAACAUUCUGCUCGUUUGCAAUCUGCUCUAUCCGGUCAACGCGAACAAUCGCAACAUGGAUGGCACCUUUGCGUUGAUUCUGAAAAACUCCCUCAGCGUCGAGAAGACCACUCCGGCGUGGUGCGAAAAGUGCAACAAAUUUACACCCACCAAUCAGAAGAGUCGCGUGACGGAUCUGCCGGAAAUCCUGUCCAUCAACUGCGGGCUGGAAACGGACAAGGAGCUGGAGUAUCUCAAAAAGCAGAUGUGUCGCCCUUCGGCCCAAGUGGGAGGGACGUCCACGUCGGAAAGUGAACCGCGCGCGGCCAACACCGGCAACGGGAAGAUGUGCCGGUAUGGGAUGAACUGCUCGCGGGUCGAUUGCCACUUUUCACAUCCUAGGAAAUCAUCUCCGGCGGUCAUUAUCUCGAGUGCACCAUCGCCAGCCCAGCAAAAAUCCUGGUUCCCGUUGAGCUUCCGCAUGAGCCUGGAUGAGAAGGAAAAUCUAGAAAUUGGCUCACUCAAGAGCGCUUCCAGCUGUAGCGAAAUCAGCGAGGAUACGAAUCUUCGAGAAGACAAACUAUUCCGCAAAUCAAAGCGGUACAGCCUCUCGGCCGCAGUAUGCUACAUCAACGACGGAGCUCAGCGUAAUCUCGUCGCACUGAUCCAUGUUCCGAAAGGGUACCACGAUCUGAAACAGAACCGCACGGGAGAAAUCCCUGGAUCAUCCGCCGGGAUCGAUUUCACCGACGGAAGCUGGUACAUCUUCAACGACUUUAGCAUUUCGCCGGUGUCCGUACAGGAGGCGGUUUGGUUCACCCUGGACUGGAAGGUUCCCUGUGUGCUGUUCUACACGAGUACUUCUCUGCGGGACGAGGUGGGUGACAACAAGGAAUAUCUGACUCAGUACGUGAAUCCCUUUACGAACGACCUGUUCAUGGAAACGAGCCCCACAGUGGAAGAUAAGAAUUUUAAACCACUUGCACAGGAGGAGAUAUUCCAGUCGGGAGACCUCGUAGCAAUGGAUGCUGAAUUCGUCACUCUAAAUCCGGAAGAAAGCGAAAUCCGCUCGGACGGAAAACUGUCCACCGUCAAACCAAGUCACAUGAGUGUCGCUCGUAUCACUUGCAUCCGCGGACAAGGCCCCGACGAAGGGGUUCCCUUCGUCGACGAUUACAUUUCCACACAGGAACAGGUAGUCGAUUACCUAACCAAAUUCUCCGGUAUCAAACCCGGCGAUCUGGAUGCCAACUUCAGCAACAAACGUCUGACCACUCUGAAAAACUCCUACCAAAAACUGCGCUACCUGGUCGACAGUGGGGUGAUCUUCGUUGGCCACGGUCUGAAAAACGACUUCCGCGUAAUCAACAUCAUCGUCCCGCCGGAACAGAUCGUGGACACGGUGUACCUGUUCCAUCUGCCCCACCACCGGAUGGUAUCGCUGCGCUUCCUGGCGUGGCAAUUUCUCGGCAUAAAAAUCCAAUCCGAAACGCACGACUCGGUCGAGGACGCCCGGACAGCGCUGCUACUCUACAAACACUACCUAAAGCUGCACACCAAGGAAGAGUUUACCAUGGCACUGUCCAAUCUGUACGAAACGGGCAAGAAGUUGCAGUGGAAGGUCCCAGACUAGAGAAAACGGCAGGUGAUAUCAGUAUUUUUCACGAAAACAAAAAGAAACAUCAAGCGAAGAUAGAUUGAGAUUUGUUUCGUCUUUUAUUAUGCUUCAAAUUUUAGUGAGUUUUUUUUUAUUACAGUAUAUGUUUAGAUAUCAUUUUUCAGCCAAUCUGGGUUUAUAGAAACAUCUAUUAUAUAUAAUAAUUUAUACAAGAAUCAUGUCUCAAAAACUGUAUCGAAAGGUCAUUUAAUAAAUACAUUCAAUAAAUA
Aedes albopictus (Asian tiger mosquito) is the source of this 4316-nucleotide messenger RNA. RefSeq names its product PAN2-PAN3 deadenylation complex catalytic subunit PAN2 (gene PAN2). Gene Ontology annotation, biological process: nuclear-transcribed mRNA poly(A) tail shortening; mRNA processing. The coding region runs from base 193 to 4062 and encodes 1289 amino acids. Lineage: Eukaryota; Metazoa; Arthropoda; Insecta; Diptera; Culicidae. Gene Ontology annotation, molecular function: poly(A)-specific ribonuclease activity; nucleic acid binding; protein binding. The transcript is spliced from 5 exons. The record is from RefSeq and is a predicted model, not a curated record. Gene Ontology annotation, cellular component: PAN complex; P-body.